Telopea speciosissima is the source of this 1314-nucleotide messenger RNA. Its product is annotated as tRNA (carboxymethyluridine(34)-5-O)-methyltransferase-like. Gene Ontology annotation, molecular function: tRNA binding; S-adenosylmethionine-dependent methyltransferase activity. The transcript has 2 exons. Lineage: Eukaryota; Viridiplantae; Streptophyta; Magnoliopsida; Proteales; Proteaceae. Gene Ontology annotation, cellular component: cytoplasm; nucleus. The record is from RefSeq and is a predicted model, not a curated record. The coding region runs from base 113 to 1258 and encodes 381 amino acids. Gene Ontology annotation, biological process: tRNA wobble uridine modification.
GAGGGAAACCUGUUCAGUUGUUUAUCCAUUUCGUUUCUAAAUGUAUGAUGCAUAGCAUUAACUUAUUCCUGGAUGUGGUAUUUUUGCAGCUUAGAGUUUAUGCUGCACUCUGAUGAUCAUUAAUGUUGCAAGAGUAGAGAGUUUCUUGAAUAGAUCUUUGGAGUUCAUUACUUCUUCUACUGGUAUAGUUUGUAGGUUUGGCAAUCAAAGAGCCUUUUGUACAAUGACAGAUUCCCAAGUAGAUGGUGCUUCCAGUUUGCCUCCUCUUAAUGAAGAAUUUCGUUUCAAGAAGCCCAUCACAGUGAGCCGGGAAAAGAAGUCAUCAAGUGUUCAAUCCACCCCAGAUAUUGAAAAGAAGUAUGUCCAUCAUGUUUAUGAUGCCAUUGCUCCUCAUUUUAGCUCCACACGAUUUGCAAAGUGGCCAAAAGUUGCUACUUUUCUCAAUUCCUUGCCUCCAGGAUCCCUCAUUUUGGAUGCAGGCUGUGGAAAUGGAAAGUACCUGGGUUUAAAUCCUGAUUGCUUUUUCAUAGGCUGCGAUAUAAGUGCACCUUUGAUCAAUAUAUGUGCAGAAAGAGAGCAUGAAGUUAUGGUUGCAGAUGCUGUAAAUCUUCCUUACCGAACUGGAUUUGGUGAUGCAGCAAUCUCUAUUGCUGUAUUGCAUCACUUAAGCACAGAAAGCAGAAGGAAGAAAGCAAUAGCUGACUUAGUUCGAGUUGUCAGGAAGGGUGGAAUGGUCCUAAUAACAGUCUGGGCUGUAGAACAAGAGGAUAGGUCAUUGCUAACCAAGUGGACCCCCCUUACCCAAAAGUACACAGAGGAGUGGAUAGGUCCUGGGAGUCCUCGAGUCCGUAGUUCUUCGACCUUAACACUAGAAAGCAUCCCUGAAACUGAGGAAAAUAGUGUCCGAGAUCAAUUAAGAAAUUCUAAGCGGUUAUCUGAGGACACCAUGAGGGGAACGAUAAAUGAUGACAGUUCAGUUGCUCCCCGAAAUGGGAAGAAUCUUGAAAAUCAGCAGGAAUAUUUUGUCCCUUGGCACUUGCCUUAUCAUCGUGCUGAAGUUAGUGGUGCCUCUGCUUGUGCUCUUGCAAAUGGACUAGCUGAGAAAGAUGAUAAAAAAGGUGCUGUGGUGUACAAUAGAUAUUACCAUGUGUUCAUCGAAGGUGAACUUGAAAGGUUAGUCUCUGGAAUUGACAAUAUUGUCAUCGUCGAUCAAUUUUAUGAUAAGUCGAACUGGUGCAUUAUUCUCAAGAAGACAUAAGUUUCCGUAGAUGCCUUGAGGGUAUACAAUCAAUCAACAAUGCCAUUUUCUUCGCG